This is a messenger RNA of Mercenaria mercenaria, 5550 nucleotides long. Its product is annotated as neuronal acetylcholine receptor subunit alpha-3-like. Gene Ontology annotation, molecular function: extracellular ligand-gated monoatomic ion channel activity; transmembrane signaling receptor activity; neurotransmitter receptor activity. The record is from RefSeq and is a predicted model, not a curated record. Gene Ontology annotation, cellular component: synapse; membrane; neuron projection. Gene Ontology annotation, biological process: chemical synaptic transmission; regulation of membrane potential; nervous system process. NCBI's taxonomy places the organism in Eukaryota, Metazoa, Mollusca, Bivalvia, Venerida, Veneridae. The transcript is spliced from 3 exons. The coding region runs from base 83 to 1360 and encodes 425 amino acids.
CAAAGCUGGUGGUACUCCAUUUAGUAUAUAUACAGGAUACUUUAUUUAUAUACAAAAUUGAAAAGAUAACAAAUAUCAAGAUAUGAUGAUUUUGUACAUAUUAGUUUCAUUAGCGACCUUUCAAAAACUGGCACUUUCAGUGAAUAUAUCUAUAGGACAGAAUGACUCAUUUAUUAACGAGGUGUUCUACAUGAUGCCGACUGAUUACGAUUUUGACUUAGUUUUUGGAGACGUCACUAUAAUGAAGAAUCUUUUCAAAGAUCUUCUUGACGAUUACGAUACAAGGAUACGUCCUAUACAGGACCAAUCUCUACCAGUGAAUGUGUCAGCACAGUUUGUGCCAAUGAGCCUGUUAGAAUUUGACACAGUGGGGCAGAAGUUUUCAAUUCUUGGAUACUUUCGGGUGUGGUGGAAGGAUGAACUCCUGACGUGGAAAGAAGAAGAAUAUGCACAUACAAAUAAUGUAAAAAUACCAACAAAGGAAAUGUGGACACCUAGUUUGAUUAUAUUAAAGACAGUUAAUGGCGAUGGUGUGGUUGGAAACAUGGAAACCGACAUCGCAAAGGUGUCAUCGGCGGGUGAUGUACAAUGGGUGCCAGAAGGAAUUUACAGUGUGGUUUGCGAUGUAAAUAUCAAGUACUAUCCAUUCGACAAGCAGAUAUGCACGAUUACCUUCUACGUGUCUGAUGAAACUGUGACAAGUGUUGUCCUCAGUCAUCACAAUGAGGUCACUUUGGACGAAUAUACGGAGAACACUGCCUGGAAGAUCAUGAAAAUUGUAAAGAAGCAAUACAGAAAGUACAAUUCGAACUUUAUUGAUAUUCAGUUUCACGUGCAGAGGCGUGCUGGCUUUACAACAUUCACUUUGAUCAUGCCUUUGCUCAUGUUGGCAUUCUUGAACGUAUGUAUUUUUCUGGUUCCGAUAGGAUCUGGAGAAAAGGGAUCGUUUGCAAUCACCAUAUUUUUGUCUUAUGGAAUAUUCAUCACAAUUAUAAGUAAUACCUUACCCCAAAACUCUCUUCAAAUCUCCUAUUUUGUGCUCUUUAUCACUAUUCUAUUGUUUCUAAGCGUCCUAUCCGUAUUCUACACAGUUCUGCAAGCGAAACUUGUUGCUGUUAUGGGUAACCAGCCAUGCCCGUGGAAGUUUCUCACUCCAAAAAAUGAAAAUAAAGUUAUGGCUUCUACAGAUCUAGAAACGGAUGAGUUAAAUAAAGUAGAAAAUGGUGAGAUUACGGGAACUGAUAAGCCGUACACAUGGGCAAUGGUUUUCCAACGCCUUGACACAAUAAUAUUUAUUCUUUUUCUAACAUUAGUUAUUCUCUGUACUUUUUCUUUCUUUGUUCUCAUGAUUCAAAAUUAAAAAAAAACUGUAGGGUUUUCUGAUAGCUGCGAUAUAUUGUUUUUCUGUAUACAGGCACAUUUAAAUUGUAUAUAUUUUAGCUACUAUAGUAUUAUCCAAAUGCAUUUUUUUCGACGACAUUACAGAUCAGUUCACGUUGACACUCACAUUCCGUACUUUUCUUGAAGGAAAAGAGUGUCACAGAACAAGAAAUUCAUUCGCGUAUCGCAUUCCUUUGACUCGGAGUUAAAGUUUUAAAUUUGUCAGCGAAAGAUAUUUGAUCAAAAGGGAUUUGACUUUUCAUUGCCGGUCAUAUGUCUCAGGUGUUAUAGAACAAUGUUUUCGAGAUAUAUCCCUUGUAUGUACAUGUAAAAUGAGUACUGCAUUUUAAGCUGUUUUAGUUGGGAAAUAUAAAAAGAGAGACACAAAAAACGAGGGUAACAUAGAUGCUGGUAUCAUGAGGGCCGGUGUAAUGAAGUAUUUCGACCCCCAUAGAAUAACGACCCCCGGUCAUUAUUCUAUAGAAAAUGUGACUCCUUUCCUGUAAAAUAUUGACUCCCUUAUAAAAAACUGACUCCCUUUGAAAACUCUAUAGAAUAACGACCCCCGGUCAUUAUUCUAUAAAAAACUGACCCCUCCAAGUAAAAUACUGACUCCCUAAAGAUGACUCCCUUCGAAUCUCAUAGAAUAACGACCCCGGUUAUUAUUCUAUAGAAAAAGCGACUCCUUCCAUGUAAAAUACUCACUGCCGAAAUUACUAGAUUCGAACUCUCAUACAAUAUCGAUUCCCGGACAUUAUUCUAUUUAAAACAGUUACUCUUUCCGUGUAAAACACCGGCUCCUAAAAAGACUUUCGACGAUAAUAUCUAUCAAAAAGUGGUCCCCACCAAACCUAACGGACAAUGUUUCUAGAUCUACAACUCUAAUACCCUCCAUUGCCAAUAGUUAACAUUUUGAUUGUACUUCUACUACUGGUGCCGCUACUUCUAUUGCUAUUACUACAUGUUCUUCUUCUUCUUCUACUACUACUACUACUACUACUACUACUACAACUGCUACUACCGAUACUACUAUACCUGCUUCCACUAAUACGUCUUGUACAUCUACCUCUUCUUCUCCAGCUGCUGUUGUUGUUGUCACUUAUUCCUCUGCUGCUGCUGCUGCUGCAACUGCCACUACUACUACUACUACUACUACUACUACUACUACUGCUGCUGCUGCUUUCUAUUGUUGCCGCUACCGUACUUUACUGCCACUGCUAAGUAUUGCAACUUCUAUUAAUACUACGUUCUAUGCUAGCAGUUUCUUGCGCAGUUUUCUUCUGAAGAAUUACUUCAUACCGAAGUUUGAAGGGAUUAUUGACACUGGUGUGUUUUGUGAACGUAUUGUGAAUUGUUAAUUUCCUGAAAAAAAUGUAUACACCAAGAUACAGCGUCUAGAAAUAGAAUCCCUUUUCCCGUUGCGGAAUGCUCUGAUUUCUGUGUCAAGUGAUGGUAUCUGGGGCUAAUGGUCAAACGGACGGACGGACGGACGGACGGACAAGGGCAAAUCUAUAUGCCCCCCUCCCCCGAGUGGGGGCAUAAAAUGCAGCAAUUAGGCCUUAGGUACAUGAGUUAUCACUAAAUUUGGGGUAGUUUAUUUAUGGGAAUCAAUAUUCUUCGUGAGGUUCAGUUUACUUCACGUGGGGGAGUCAUAGUACUAUGAUCUGGAUAUCAUAAUACUAUGACCGGGGGGUCACUUUUUCUGUAGAAUAAUGACCGGGGGUCAUUAUUCUAUGGGGGUCGAAAUACUUCAUUACACCUGCUUAUAUAAAUAUAGGCUAAAAGGGAAAUAAUAUUUUAUAAAUAUUGAGUUAUUUAAAAGUACCAUUAAAAUAGAUCACGUUCACUUGAUAUAGAAGACAAAUCAAAUGACAGUAUAUUAAAUAUUGCCAAAUGUGUAGCUCUAAUAAAUGGGAAACAUAUACACAUCUAGGAUGAAUUAUGUGAUUCUCACAUGGAUCGAGAAUUAACGAUAUAUAAAUGAUCAGCUGGAAUGGGUUGGACUACUUUAUUUUUGAUGGGCAGUUGAAUGGAGACAGCUUUAAUUUUUUUAAUUUGGACUGCUUUAUUAUUUAAUAUUCAUCUACGAUAUGCAUGAAUGGAAUUAUUUGUUAUCGUGUGGACAUUUUUACGAAGUGAUAAGGAUUCUUUCAUUUUCCAAAAAGUAUUAAUAACUCCAGAAGUGGGUAACCUUCCCCCACCGACAUACACACAUACACUUUCUGAUACAGGUGUGUAUUCCGCUAGGUAGGUUUCAUCUCGAGUCACUCCAUGAAUUUCCUUUUAGUGAUUCAGAGCCAGAAAACGAAUUUCCUUGACAGAAAAUAACCGGCGCUAUGUAACUUCGUGUCGGAUGCAAUGGUACUCUUAUUGUUAUCUAGUAGGAUGGGAUUUUCGCUUGAGCUGAUCUGUAUAAACAACUAUUGGUUUUUAGUUAUUUUCAAUCACGUGACUUCAAAAAACGCGUAUUUUCGAGAUCACAAUAUCCGGUUGGUUGCCUGUGUUUACCUACUUCACGUUUACAUUUGAGACACGUGCAACAUAAUACCAGACGUUGCUUGAAAGCGAACAUUGUGUUGUCAACGUUCAAAGUUCCUGAUGCAAUAGCGAAAAGAACCAUUCGUGUAUGUGGGCGCGAAAUAACUGUCAUUAAUGUUGAACAGCGGUCUAGAGUUUUACAAAUACCAACACCAAGGCAACAUUUUAAUUAUUAAUUAUGUAUGUGUCAUGUGCGUAAUCACAUUGACAUUUCACAGUGAAUUCAAUGUUCACACUUGAAAAUAUUAUUUGAUUUAUUCAUUAAGGAAUAACUCCAUGACACUUAUGUUCGAUACCGUGUUUUCCAGAAAAUGGCGGCCAUGUUUCUUUUCGCCUGACGUAAUUAGUAAACUGUUUAUGAUGCAUAUAUGUAUGAUGGGUGACAAAUUAAAAAAGCUUAACUUCUGUAAGUCUUUAAGUGAUAAGUGAGUUUCUUGAUGUGCAGAAGCAUCGUGAUAUGUACCUAGAUAGGCUAGUGGUAGAGUUUCGAGUGCGCGAAGUCGUUGUCGAUCCCCGGCCGCAUCAAACCAAAGACAUGACAAUGGUAGUGACAGCCCUUUUACUUGGCGUUUGGCAUUAAAAGAGAACUUUCAUACCCUCGUGGUGAUUGUGCCAUCAGUUAUGAGAUGUGAUCAAUGUAAGUUGUAGAACUUGCUUCGCAAUCAACCUGAAAUAAAUAUAUUAGUAUAAACUAAACUAGAUUAAUUAUUAUAUACAUGUAAUGAAAAAUAGAGUAAAUGAUAUGUAAAUGAUUCCAAAAUUCAAAGUUUUAGUAAAACAGAUACAUCAUAACAGUUAAUCUGCUUACGCAAAAUCCAAAAUCGCUUUUGCAUAAGACGUUAAAUCAUUAAUACAAACUGUAGACAUUUUUAGUUUCAGGAUUUCUUCGCCCAUCUGCAUUCCCUUGUCUAAACUAAUUACUGUGUGAAUAUUUCAUUAAAAGGAUAUACAGGUGUAAAAGUAGACGAAAAAUUCUUUAUUUGGAGACGUACCAUAUUGUACUUUUCAGUUAUUUUUUUAUUUAUUCUUUCCACUGAAAUAAAAACAAAAUAGCAAUAGUAUGAGCAUUUGAUGAUCAAAGUCUUGACUGGACGAUUUCACACACGAUUUCGUUUUGCAUAUAACCAUAACCAUAUAGAUUUUAUGUGAUAAAAUGGCCUCUUUCAGUUUCUUUAAAGUCUUUGAGUUAAAUAGCCUAAAUAAAGCACGUAUAUUUUCAGUGAAAAAUACAUGAGUAUCCCAAUAACAAAAUACCGUAUAGCCAUCCUUGUAUUGCCACACUGUAGCUACAUAGAUUGUGUUUAUGGUCCCCAUCGGACUAGUCAUUAAUGUGUUUUUGUAAAAUAUUCUAUCAAAAUGUCGGAUAUAAAUAUUGGAUGAAAUAAUAUACAUAAGGGGUUCGUAUACGGUGGAACAGGCGUGGCAUAGAUAUUGCUAUAGUGUUGUCUACAUGAUGCCGCAAUUGAUGUAAUGGUACAUGAUGGGUAAUAAAUGUUAUGUAAAAAAAGCACUGGAAACUUGAUUAUUUAUGUAUAAUGAUAUCAGAGAAACUGGAAACUUGUUCUGUUUUGUAUAAUGAUAUUUGAGAAGCUGGAAACUAAUGGAAAGGAAAUGGAACCUUGUUUUGGUUUU